GGCGACUUGCAACACUGGCUGCGAGGUGUGCUGUGCGAAAAUCAUCUGUGUUCUGCAAUUCUCGUCUCUGUAUUAUUACAAUAGUUUAAAGCAGACAUCCUUGCCAGUCAAUCCGAUCCGCAAUGACGAACGAGGACGUGGGCACCCACAGCGUCGCAGACCGCCUGCAGGUGGGUCCGCGCGAUGGCGUCACCUAUCCGAUCCAGAUGAAGUAUUGCGGCCACUGCACGAUGCCCAUUGAGUACUGCGAGUACUAUCCGGAGUACGAGAAGUGCAAGGACUGGCUGGAGCGCCACAUGCCGGAUGACUUUGAGCGUCUGAAGAUCGAGGAGGAGGCAGCUGCCGCCGACGGCACGGAUGACGACAAGAAGCGCCAGAAGCGCGGCGGCAAGGGACUGCUACGCGUCAAGAAGAAGGAGGACGUGCCCAAGCGUAUCUGUGUCUCCCGGGCUGCCCGCGGCAAGAAGAAGUCUGUCACCGUGGUGACAGGACUUAGCACUUUCGACAUUGAUCUCAAAGUGGCCGCCAAGUUCUUUGGCACCAAGUUCGCCUGCGGCUCUUCGGUGACCGGAGAAGAUGAGAUCGUCAUUCAGGGCGACGUCAAGGAUGAUUUGUUUGAUGUCAUACCCGAAAAGUGGGCCGAAAUCGACGAGGACGUCAUUGAGGAUUUGGGCGACCAGAAGCGAACAUAAAUAAUUUAAUAAAUUUUUUAGCUUACUUUAUACGCUACAUCAAACAUAAAAAUAUGAAACGUUUAACGUAA
Messenger RNA from Drosophila elegans, 763 nucleotides. RefSeq names its product density-regulated protein homolog (gene DENR). Bases 123 to 692 code for a protein of 189 amino acids. The record is from RefSeq and is a predicted model, not a curated record. The transcript is spliced from 3 exons. Gene Ontology annotation, molecular function: mRNA binding; translation initiation factor activity. Lineage: Eukaryota; Metazoa; Arthropoda; Insecta; Diptera; Drosophilidae. Gene Ontology annotation, biological process: translation reinitiation; formation of translation preinitiation complex.